AUGGACGUAGUGACGCCGCACAUCAGCUCCGUGCUGAAGACGUACCAGGCGAGCGCGCCGCGCAGCCUGCAGGGGCCGGGGCGGGGGCGCGCGGCGGCGCCGCAGCAGCCGGCCCGGGCGCCGCCGCCGCCGCCCGCGCCCGCCGCGCCGCCCAUCCUGCUCGCCGCCGACCCGGUGCUGGGCGAGCGCGGCGAGACGCUCCUCGAGGGCGAGCCCAUCUCGUGCUUCAGCGUGGGCGGCGAGCGGCGCCUCUGCCUGCCGCAGAUCCUCACCUCGGUGCUCACGGACUUCAGCCUCGAGCAGAUAAACCGCGUGUGCGACGAGCUGCAGAUCUACUGCUCGCGCUGCACGCCCGAGCAGCUGCACGAGCUGAAGUCGACGGGCGUGCUGCCGCGCUCGGCGCCCUCGUGCGGGCUCAUCACGCAGACGGACGCGGAGCGGCUGUGCGCGGCGCUGCUGCACUCGCCGGCGGCGGCGGCGGCCGGCCGCGGCCGCCCCCUGCCCGGCUUCCGCGUCUACCACGAGUGCUUCGGCGGCGCGCGCGGCGUGUGCGCGCCCCACAGCGGGCUCGUGCAGUGCGCCGAGUGCCGCGCGCUCUACGGGCCGCGCCGCUUCGUGUGCCACUCGCACGCCACCGAGCACCGCACCUGCCACUGGGGCUUCGAUUCGGCGCGCUGGCGCCGCUUCCUGCUCGUAGCGGACGAGGAGGCCGAGCGCGACAAGUGCGCCGCGCUGCUCGACGAGCUGGCCGCGCGCGACCACGCGAACGCGCACGCGCCCCUCAAAAGGAAACAGGUCGGUCCC
Molecule: messenger RNA, 804 nt
Organism: Iphiclides podalirius (scarce swallowtail)
Lineage: Eukaryota; Metazoa; Arthropoda; Insecta; Lepidoptera; Papilionidae
Source: the annotation of a GenBank genome assembly